Phacochoerus africanus (Common warthog) is the source of this 7265-nucleotide messenger RNA. RefSeq names its product nucleoporin 214 (gene NUP214). The transcript has 32 exons. The coding region runs from base 119 to 5851 and encodes 1910 amino acids. Gene Ontology annotation, cellular component: nuclear pore. The record is from RefSeq and is a predicted model, not a curated record. Gene Ontology annotation, biological process: protein import into nucleus; RNA export from nucleus. NCBI's taxonomy places the organism in Eukaryota, Metazoa, Chordata, Mammalia, Artiodactyla, Suidae. Gene Ontology annotation, molecular function: protein binding; structural constituent of nuclear pore.
GUAAUCUGCGGAGCGCUGCUCAACCUGAAGAAAGGAAGUUGGCCUGGAAGCGCCUGGGUAGUGUUGGCGAGGCCCCGGGCAGCCGCGGUGGCUGCUUUGACCAGUUGAGAGCGGCGAGAUGGGAGACGAGAUGGACGCCGUGAUCCCCGAGCGGGAGAUGAAGGAUUUUCAGUUUAGAGCGCUGAAGAAGGUGAGAAUCUUUGACUCCCCUGAGGAGCUGCCUAAGGAACGCUCAAGUCUACUUGCCGUGUCCAACAAGUAUGGCCUGGUCUUUGCCGGUGGAGCCAGUGGGUUGCAGAUUUUUCCUACCAAAAAUCUUCUUAUUCAGAAUAAACCUGGAGAUGAUCCCAAUAAGAUAGUUGAUAAAGUUCAGAGCCUGCUGGUUCCUAUGAAAUUCCCGAUACAUCACCUGGCCCUAAGCUGCGAUAACCUCACGCUUUCCGUGUGCAUGAUGUCCAGUGAAUAUGGUUCCAUUAUUGCUUUUUUUGAUGUUCGCACCUUUUCAAAUGAGGCUAAACAGCAGAAACGUCCGUUUGCCUAUCAUAAGCUCUCGAAAGAUGCAGGAGGCAUGGUGAUCGAUAUGAAGUGGAACCCUACCGUCGCCUCCAUGGUGGCAGUUUGUCUGGCCGAUGGCAGCAUUGCUGUCCUGCAAGUCACAGAAACCGUGAAAGUGUGUGCCACUCUUCCCUCCACAGUAGGAGUAACAUCUGUGUGCUGGAGCCCCAAAGGAAAGCAGCUGGCAGUGGGCAAACAGAAUGGGACUGUGGUCCAGUAUCUUCCUACUUUGCAGGAAAAAAAAGUCAUCCCUUGUCCACCGUUUUAUGUGUCAGAUCAUCCUGUCCGAGUUCUGGAUGUGCUGUGGAUCGGCACCUAUGAAUUCACAGUGGUCUAUGCCGCUGCGGACGGGACCUUGGAAACGUCUCCAGAUGUGGUGAUGGCUCUGCUCCCGAAAAAAGAAGAAAAGCACCCAGAGGUGUUCGUGAACUUCAUGGAGCCCUGCUACGGCAGCUGCACAGAGAGGCAGCAUCACUACUACCUGAGCUACGUGGAGGAAUGGGAUUUAGUGCUGGCAGCAUCCGCGUCUUCGAUAGAAGUUAGUAUCCUUGCUCGACAGAGCGGCCAGAGUAAUUGGGAAUCUUGGCUGCUAGAGGAUUCGAGUCGAGCUGAGCUGCCUGUGACAGACAAGAGUGAUGAUUCCCUGCCCGUGGGAGUCGCCAUAGAUUUUACCAACCAAGUGGAAAUCACCGUCAAUGAUGAGAAGACUCUUCCUCCUGCUCCAGUUCUUAUGCUGCUUUCGACAGACGGUGUGCUUUGUCCAUUUUACAUGAUCAAUCAAAAUCCUGGCGUCAGGUCCCUCCUCAGGACACCAGAGCGGCUCUCGUUAGAAGGAGAGCGACAACCCAAGUCAUCAGGAAGCACCCCUUCCACCCCAACCUCCUCUCAGGCCCCACAGAAGCUCGAUGCUCCAGCAGCCGUAGCUCCUGCCUCUGUUCUGCCCUCACCACCGGCGGCUCCCGCCUCCACCUUCUCCUUGCCUCCCGCCGUGGGAGCCCCUGCCGUGUUCUCCUUUGGUUCUUCAUCCUCGAAAGCAUCUGGUCCUGUCGCUGGGGAGGCCCCUCCGUUCUCCAGUGGCUCUGACAGCUCCAAAGCGGCCCCGGGCUCUGGCGCAGCCAGCUUCUCUUUCGCGCCUCCUCCUCCUCCAGCUUCCCUCACGCUCACCCCUGCGGCCUCUCCCAUGGCACCACCAUCGGCCUCGUUCUCCUUCGGAUCAUCGGGUUUUAAGCCUACCCUGGAAAGCACACCGAUGCCAAGUGUGUCCACUCCAAACAUAGGAAUGAAGCCCACCUUCCCGCCAUCAGCGUCUGCGGUCAAGGUCAACCUUAGCGAAAAGUUUACUGCCUCGGCCCCCGCGGCUCCAGCUCCGGUGCACAGCUCACAGAGCGCGCCCUCCAUGCUGCCCUUCUCUGCCUCGAAGCCGGCCUCCUCUGGAGCCCUCAACCACCCCGCGCCCCUCUCGGCCUCAGCCACGUGCGUGUCGUCCAAGUCCUCGGGCUCCCCGUCGGCAGCACGAUCCUCCCAGGGCAGCCCAAAUCCAGUGCCCUCGCUGGUGCAGAAAUCACCUAGGAUAACCCCUCCGGUGGCCAAGCCAGGCUCUGCUCAGGCAAAAUCACUUCAGCCGCCUGUUACAGAAAAGCAGGGACAUCAGUGGAAAGAAGCAGAUCCUGUGAUGGCUGGAAUUGGGGAGGAGAUCGCUCACUUUCAGAAGGAGCUGGAGGAGUUGAAAGCCCGAACUUCCAAAGCCUGUUUCCAAGUGGGCACUCCUGAGGAGAUGAAGAUGCUGCGGACAGAGUCAGAUGAGCUGCACACCUUUCUUUUGGAGAUUAAAGAGACCACGGAGUCUCUUCAUGGAGAUAUAAGUACCCUGAAAACAACUUUACUGGAGGGCUUUGCUGGUGUUGAAGAAGCCAGAGAACAAAACGAGAGGAAUCGGGACUCCGGGUACGUGCACCUGCUCUACAAGAGGCCUCUGGAUCCCAAGAGCGAGGCUCAGCUCCAGGAAAUUCGGCGGCUUCAUCAGUACGUGAAGUUUGCUGUCCAGGACGUGAAUGACGUUCUAGACUUGGAGUGGGAUCGGCAUCUGGAGCAGAAGAGAAAACAAAAGCGCCUGCUUGUACCAGAGCGAGAGACACUGUUUAACACGCUUGCCAACAACCGGGAAAUCAUCAACCAGCAGAGGAAGCGGCUGAAUCACCUGGUGGAUAGUCUCCAGCAGCUCCGUCUUUAUAAGCAGACCUCCCCGUGGAGCCGAGGCUUGGAUGCCCCCUCCCAGUGCAGCACUCAGAGUUUUGACAGUGACCUUGAGAGCCUGCGCAACGCUCUGUUGAAGACGACCCUAGAGUCUCACUCCAAACCCUUGCCCAAGGUACCAGCUAAACUAUCCCCGGUGAAACAGGCACAGCUGAGAAACUUCUUAGCCAAGCGGAAGACCCCACCAGUGAGAUCCACUGCUCCAGCCAGCCUGUCUCGGUCGGCCUUCCUGUCUCAGAGAUACUACGAAGACUUGGAUGAAGUGAGUUCAACGUCGUCCAUCUCCCAGUCUUUGGAGAGUGAGGAUGCGCGGGCCUCCGGGAAAGAGGAGGAGGCAGCGGUCCAGGUCCCCCGGCACGCUCCUGUGGCUCGAACGCCCUCCAUCCAGCCCAGUCUCUUGCCCCAGGCGACGCCUUUUGCUAAGUCUCCCCUGAGUCAUGGUUCGCCUGCUGGGGUGGGAACUUCAGUGUCUACAUCUCCGAGCAAGGUGAUUCCUCAAGGGGCUGAUAGCACGAUGCUCGCAACCAAGACCGUGAAGCAUGGUGCCCCUGGGCCUUCCCACCCCAUCUCCGCUCCCCAGGCGGCCGCCGCUGCCGCCCUGAGACGGCAGAUGGCCAGCCAGGCACCAGCUGUAAGUACUUUGACUGAGUCAACUUUGAAGAAUGUCCCUCAGGUGGUGAAUGUGCAGGAAUUGAAGAACAAUCCUACCACCCCCUCUGCAGCCAUGGGCGCUUCAGUGCCGUACUCUGCAGCCAAGACUCCUCACCCCGUGCUGAGCCCCGUGACUGCUAACCAGACUAAGCAGGGGUCGCUGAUAAAUUCCCUAAAGCCACCCGGGCCCACCCCAGCAUCCAGUCAGUUGUCUUCUGGUGAUAAAGCUUCAGGACCAGGGGCAGCCAAGAUAGAAGCAGCUGUGACUUCCACUCCAUCUGCUGUUGGGCAGUUCAGCAAGACUUUCUCCUUUUCUCCGUCAGGGACUGGAUUCAAUUUUGGGAUGAUCCCACCAGCACCAUCGUCUAGUUUCACUGCCGCACAAGGGCCACCGCCCCCCAGUAAAGAGUCAAGCCAGCUCGCCCCGUUCUCCUUUGGCGGGGGAGGCAAACCGUUUUAUGAGACCGGGCCCGAGAGCCCCGCUCCCUCAGGAGGGACGACGUCAACUGCCCCCGGACCUGCCGCCGCCUCCCCCGGAGAGCCCGCUGCACCCGGCAGCAGAGCCACGGCGCCCUCUGGACCCUCUGGACCCUCUGCUCCGGUGCCUUCCACCCCUGCGGGCAAGCCGGAAGCUCCGCCGUCCAAGGCGGGAGAGCUCCUCUUUCCAAGCUCUCUGGCUGGAGAGACCCUGGGAAGUUUCUCGGGCCUGCGGGUUGGCCAAGCGGAGGAUUCUGCGAAGCCGGCCAACAAGGCUUCCUCCGGCGGCCUCGCUGGUGCCGGCGCUCAGCCCCCCAAGCCGUCGCCCUUCAGUUUCGCGGGCCCGGCCGCCCCGGCCGCCGCCAGCACCAGCGCCCCCAGCUCUGCGGCCGGCGUCUUCAGCAGCCUGCCGCCCACCACGGCCGGCUCCUCGGGGGUCAUCAGCUUUGGGGGGAUGUCGCUGAGUGGCGCUAAGACCGGCUUUUCAUUUGGAGGCCCACCGACGAGUGGUGCCGCGCCCUCCUCUGCCCCGUCGGCUACCACUGCCCCUUCGCUGCCUGCGUCGUUCACCUUGUCGUUUGGGGGCCUCCUGAGCUCGGCGUCUGCUCCCACCCCGCCCGUGGCCUCUGGUAAAAGCGCCGAAGAAGCCGCGCCGUCAGCUUUGCCUGAGAAGCCGGGCGGCAGCGAGGCCUCGGCACCAGCCGCCUCCCUUCUGGGGCAGCACCCAGCAGCCCCGCUGCCCCAGGCUCCUCUUCCGGCUUCGGACUCUGUCAAGAAAGAACCCGCUCCGCCCCAGCCCGCCGUCAGCAACCCCAGCGCUGCGGCGUCCGGGUCCGUUGUCGCAGCGCCUCCCGUGGAGCCCACGCCAGCGGCCCCCGGGAGCCCCGACGUCCAGCCAGAGCCGCCAGCGCCCAGCCUUUCCGCGCCCGGGCAGGCCGCCAUCGCCGCACCUGCAGUCGCAAGCCCGGUCCCUGCGGCCCCAGAAACAUCCCGACCCCCCGCAACCGCCAGCGUUGUGUCCAGUGCUGGCCCGAGCCCCGCCGCGGAGACGCCGGUGUUCGGGACUGUCACUUCGGGCUCGUCUGUCUUUACUCAGCCACCUGCCAGCAGUUCUAGCUCAGCUUUCAGCCAGCUCACCGGCAACCCAGCCACUGCCCCCUCUGCCACCCCCAUGUUCGGGCAGGUGGCCGCCAGCACGGCGCCAAGCCUGUUCGGGCAGCAGACAGGCAGCCUCGCCAGCACGGCGGCUGCCACGCCGCAGGUCAGCAGCGCGGGGUUCGGCAGUCCGGCUUUUGGCGCCUCCAGCACAGGGGUCUUUGGACAGACGAGCUUCGGGCAGGCCCCGGCCUUCGGGCAGUCGACAAGCAGCCCCGGGAGCGUCUUUUCCUUCAGUCAGCCCGGCUUCAGCUCCGUGCCCGCUUUUGGUCAGGCUGCGUCCUCCACCCCCGCCUCCAGCAGUGGGAAUGUCUUCGGUGCCUCUUCAAGCACCAGCAGCUCCAGCUCCUUCUCGUUCGGACAGUCUUCUGCCAACACCGGAGGGGGGCUCUUUGGCCAGAGCAACCUUCCUGCCUUUGGUCAGAGUCCUGGCUUCGGGCAGGGAGGCUCUAUGUUUGGUGGCACCUCGGCCGCCACCACGACAGCCUCAUCCUCGGGGUUUAGCUUUUGUCAAGCUUCAGGUUUUGGGUCUAGUAAUACUGGUUCUUUGUUUGGUCAAGCAGCCAAUACCGGGGGCACAGUCUUCGGCCAGCCAUCGUCCUCUUCUGGCGGAGGUAUGUUCGGGUCUGGAAACACUGGAAGAGGGGGCGGUUUCUUCAGCGGCCUCGGAGGGAAACCCAGCCAGGACGCAGCCAACAAAAACCCAUUCAGCUCGGCCAGCGGGGGCUUUGGAUCUACAGCCACCCCAAGAUUGAAAUGACUUGGAAUGAAUGCAAGCAGACAAGCAUAAAAGAGAGCAUCAGAACAAGCUGGCUGUGCGUGGAAAAGGAGCAGCUGGAUUUUCAUUUGUGUUGGACUCUCUUUGAAUUUGCUUGAAAAUUCCGCUACUGUAGAGAAAUGUCGCACAAAAGUUGAAGCCUUCAUUAUUUCUCAUCUCUUACAUUUUUGUCUUAUUUUCAAAUGAAGCUGUGUCUUUCUGCUGGCACUUUCUUCUCCAGCUAAUUCCUUGUUGAUCUGUCUCUUCAUGGUUGGAAAUGAAAGAAAUGCGUUUGUUUAAAUCUUGGGAAAAAUAGAUACCCUGCCGCCGGCGGAGACUGAGCUGUGACGUCGGGAGCCUGUCAUCUUCACCUUAGCCUCUCUUGCUGAAUAUGCCGGACAGGAAGCGUCUCUCUGCUGUGCUGGACCAGGUCUAAUGGUGGAGAGCGAGGGUCCUGUGGACACAGGACAGACACGUCCUUGAUGUCAAGGCUCAUGUAGCCAAAAGCAAAACGUGAUCCUGGGUCUCCUGGAGUCACAGAUCAGUUAUUUUAAUAUCACCGUUCAUCUGGUGAUACACAAGGAAAAGUAUAGUCAAGACACAUACCUCUUAACUUGUGAAAGUAUAGAAUCAGAAAUUUUGGUUCUGCUAGGAGGAACUUAGAACCCUAGAAUGAAGGGAUCUCAGAAAUCCAAUCUAGUAAUUUGCAGACACGUUCUUAAGCAGAAUCCUGAUACAGAAAGCAGAUAAAAAUGGGUUCUUCAGAGGCAGAGGCCAAGCGCCAGACACACACCUGGUGGUUUCCCCAUCCUCUCCCCAGCUCCGCGCGGAGCUGCAGGGCUCCGCACACACACGCUCCGAACGUGCGGUCCUUGUGCGGCACCCUCCAUGCUCCAGUAAGGAAACCAGCCCAGAGUGGGUAGGUGAGUUUCAGUCACGAACGUGGCCAGAACGUGGCAGACCUGAAAUCCACCCGCUCCUUCCUACAUAAUGUGCCCACUACGGCCUCUGGCACCGAUUAGACAUUUGAUAAAACAUGCUAGUGAGAAACGUGGCUUGAUCCCAUAGGUAGUUUAUUGUCUGCACGAUGGUGUUACUGGCCUGUUUUGUUCAAACAUAGCUCUGUCAGAUCCUUGUGAAAUUUCCUUUCCUCCUGUCAGAUUCAUCUUUACUGCCACGGCUCUUACCCAUCAGAAGCUGCCUUCUCUCGGCAGCGGCUGGAGCUGGCUCACACCUGCUCACGGGAGCCAGCUGUGCACACUGCUUCCCAGCUCUCUGCCCAGUGACAUCAGGGGUAUUUAUUUACACCAUGGAAAUGGGUCAAGGCUGCAAAUCGGGGAGCCCUGCCCCCGCCUGUUCCUAGGCACACCAUUGUUUUUAAUUCUUUAAUUCUUUUUUAAAAUAAAUACAUGUAUCU